GGGCCAUUGGAUGAGCGAUGGAUGGGUGAGAGAGACCAUCCAUCGGUCUGUCUGUGUAGUAAGUAGUAUGUUGACUAGUCCAAGCAAGCCAAGGAAGAGAAGAGAUCAGAUCAGAUCUCAUCUCAGUCUCCUCUGCUCAGGUCGCCGGCGAUGGCGAUGGCGCCGUCCCUCCGCACCACCGUCCUGCUCCUCCUCUUCCUCCUCGCCGCCUCUUCUCAGGCGGAGGCGGCACAAGCGGCGGAGGACGGCAUCCGGGUCCUCUCCGCCGAGAAAAGGAUCGACCUCACCGGCCCCAUCGUCAAGGUCUUCCUCACCCUCAAGGUCCAGAACGCCGCCACCGGCGCCGACGCCUCACACGUCCUCAUCGCCUUCACGCCUGCCGAGGCCGACCACCUCGCCAUCGUCAAGGCCACCCGGGCCGAGGGCAAGCGCAAGAAGAAGGCCUACAUCCCGCUCCCAGUAACACCCGCCGACGCCGCCACCGCCGCUCCCAACGGCGCCCGCCUCUACUCCAUCUCCCUUCCCAGCCCACUAAAACCCGCCGAGACCACCACGGUGGAGGUCUUCUACGUGCUCACCCACUCCCUCGAGCCCUUCCCUGCCGAGAUCACCCAGUCCGAGUCCCAGCUCGUGUACUACCGCGACAGCGCCGUCAUCCUCUCGCCGUACCAUGUCCAGGAGCAGGGCACCUACGUCAAGACGCCCAGCAGCAGGGUCGAGUCCUUCACCAGGGCCGACCCCACCAGCCGCUCGGGCCCUGAUGUCAAAUACGGCGCGUACAGCAACCAGCUCCCAUACGCCUACUCGCCCAUCAUUCUGCAUUAUGAGAACAACCAUGCGUUUGCUGUCGUCGAGGAGCUCGUGCGCAAGGUGGAGAUCUCCCACUGGGGGAACGUCCAGGUCACCGAGCACUACAAGUUGAAGCAUGGCGGUGCCAAGCACAAAGGAGUCUUUUCAAGGCUCGAGUAUCAGGCUAGGCAAUCUAUCAGCGGAGCGUCAUCAUUUAAGAAUCUUCUUGCAAGGUUGCCUCCACGAGUUCAUUCAGUCUACUAUCGUGAUGAGAUUGGUAACAUCUCCUCAUCCCAUCUGCGCAGUGAUUCAUACAAGUCAGAACUAGAAAUUGAACCAAGAUAUCCGCUUUUUGGUGGGUGGCACUGCACUUUCACCAUCGGCUAUGGUAUGCCACUGCAAGAUUUCCUGUUUGAAUCGGCUGAUGGCCGACGCUUUGCCAAUCUUACAUUUGGAUGCCCUCUACUGAAUACUGUGGUUGAUAAUCUUACCAUCAAGGUUGUGCUUCCCGAGGGAUCGAAAAGCCCGCAGGCUGUUGUUCCUUUCGAGACCGAGCAACAUCUUGAGACUAGCUAUUCAUACCUGGAUGUUGUGGGGAGGACGACAGUGGUGAUAAAGAAGAAAAACGUAGUAGGAGAGCACAAUGUUCCAUUCCAGGUGUACUACGAGUUCAGCCCGAUCUUCAUGCUGGCGGAGCCGCUGAUGCUGGUAACCGCAGUGCUGCUCUUGUUCGCGGCGUGCAUUGUGUAUCUUCACACGGAUCUUUCCAUCGCGAAAUCGCAGGCCUCCUGAAGGAGGAGUAGCUGCAAACUAGUCGUUGUGAUGAAGUAAUUGAUGGUGGUGAAACAUUAGCUUUGGGGAGUUUUGUAGAAGAAGCAAGCAUGACGAUAAUUGAUUGCUGUAGGAACUUUGACUCUUUUAUUUUCCUGUGGAAGAAAAAGAAAAAUCACAAUUGGAUUGGAUGUUGAGCAACAACUUGGUUAGUCUGAUCAAGAUACGUUUACCUUGAUUCAA
Messenger RNA from Triticum aestivum (bread wheat), 1803 nucleotides. Its product is annotated as dolichyl-diphosphooligosaccharide--protein glycosyltransferase subunit 1B. NCBI's taxonomy places the organism in Eukaryota, Viridiplantae, Streptophyta, Magnoliopsida, Poales, Poaceae. The transcript is spliced from 8 exons. Gene Ontology annotation, cellular component: membrane; oligosaccharyltransferase complex. Bases 151 to 1581 code for a protein of 476 amino acids. The record is from RefSeq and is a predicted model, not a curated record.